Messenger RNA from Synchiropus splendidus (mandarinfish), 3195 nucleotides. RefSeq names its product neurochondrin (gene ncdn). Gene Ontology annotation, cellular component: dendrite. Gene Ontology annotation, biological process: neuron projection development; regulation of neuronal synaptic plasticity. NCBI's taxonomy places the organism in Eukaryota, Metazoa, Chordata, Actinopteri, Syngnathiformes, Callionymidae. The transcript is spliced from 8 exons. The record is from RefSeq and is a predicted model, not a curated record. Bases 97 to 2469 code for a protein of 790 amino acids.
GCCGUAUUUUGGUUGACCACUUCCGGUAAGGGCUCACGAGUGGGUAACGUGUCGAAAACGCUGUCAAGGAAAAGAUAAAUACCUUCAUGGGUCAGAAUGGCUGAUAGUAGUCCAGUACCGGAAGGCAUGAGUGAGGAAGCGGAUUAUCCCGUGGGUGAAGGCGGAGAGGAGACUGAGAAGGAUGAAGGAGGCUUGACUGAAGCUCAGAGGGAAGUGUUGGAGAGGUGUCUUCAUGCUCUCAAACAUGCCAAAAAUGACAGUCACACGUUGGCUGCUCUUCUUCUGAUCACUCGCUUGUGUCCUGCAAGUCAGCUGGACAAGCCCACAUUGCGGCGGAUCUUUGAAGCAGUUGGCCUUAACCUCCCUGCCCGACUUCUGGUGUCUGCAGUGAAGGGGAGUCACAACUCCGCCCUACCUCCUCAUGAACUUCUCUCCUUAGGAACUGCACUGCUGUCUGCCUUGAGCACAGACCCAGACAUGGCCUCGCAUCCGCAGCUGCUCACCACGGUCCCGAUUCUGCUGGAGAUCGUGGCUAAUGGUCCGUCCACUGGUGCAGCCGAGGAGCGGACAAAAGAGACGGGCCUGGGUGAUGAUGAUGAUGAUGAUGAUGUGGAAGCAGUUUCAAGCAUUCAAACCGAGACCACAAAAGGACCAGGAGAAGGUGUUGGUGCUGAAAAAUCCAAAGAAACAUCUUCCAAGUUGGAUGAGGCUAUGGCUGCAGACUGCUACCAAGUUCUGUCAGCUGUGUGUGCCUUGCCCAAGGGCCCUGAUCAGCUUCUUAGCAGAGGUGCGGUACCUGCCUUGUGCCUGGCAGUUCUGCAGAACCAGACCUUCAGUCAGAAACGUGGACUCACCUUGCUUUCCUGCCUCCUCUCCGGUAAAACCAAAGACAAAGUGUGGAGUAAGCACUCUUCAGAACUCUUGUCUCUGCUGGUCAAACUCUCCAAAGACUUCUCCCAGUCUAAAGACCUGAGCCGAUUGGAAAUGUCCUCCCAGUUGGUGAAGUUUCUCCCGCCGGCAGGCGUGGCGGGAGACAGCGAGGAGCUGAAGGGGGUGGUGAAGCAACUGUGGGGCGUGUUGAGACCACUGAUGCAGGCGAAGCUGACCCCGCGGCAGAUCGGCUCCAUCUUAGUGCUCAGUGCCUGCUUGCUUGACAUAUACGGCUGGGAGCUAGUUGGACCCCCGAAGUUCUGCUGCCUGCUGGUGAAUCGGGCCUGCGUGGAGGUCCGGAUGGGAUUGGAGGAACCUCCAGGGAGCAGUCUGAGCUCUGAACUGCAGGACACUCUUACAGGAUGCUACCGCAUCAUGGAGGCAGCCAUCGAGCAAGCCUGCAGCCCGAGCGUCGCACCGGCGGAGAGUCAGAGCUCCGUCUCCUCCCUGAGUCUGCAGCAGAGUCGACAAGUUCUCGGGGUGCUGGAGGAAGCCUUCUCUGCUGUCAUGUUCUUCUUGCAACAGGUGGAUCCCAGUCGCUACAGCGACCCCUUUGUCUUCGCCACUUUCCGCUCGCUCUGCUCCUGGCUGGCUGAGGAGACGUCCUGCCUGAAGGAGGAAGUGACGGCGCUGCUUCCGUUCCUCGUCGGUUACUCGCGGAGCCACCUUCAGGGGGCGCCCUCAGAGCAGGGCUUGACGGAGUGGAUGGCUGAGAUGGCGGUGUCUGACAGAGGAGGGUCCUGGAGCAACAAUGAAGCGCUGAGGUAUCUCCUGCCUGCUCUGUGUCACCUGUCCGCAGAAGAAGGACCCAGAAAGGUGCUGCUCACCCUGGACACGCCGUCAUUGAUCGUGGACUUCUUAUCCCACGGCUGGAAAGAGUUGAAGGGCAAAGGCGGCGCCCCGGCAGUUCGAGACCCGGCCAUGGAAACGGCCUCCUCCGUCCUCCUGAACUUCACCGUGACCGAGCCGGACAGAGUCAGGAAAGACCCGAGUUUCAGGACCCUGGAGGCGCUGCUGAGUGAAGCGUUUCCCGUGCUGGUGCAUAAGCCCGGCCUUUUGGUGCUGGCCGCCAACUUCUGCACGCUGGGGCUGAUGAUGGGCCGACUCCGAGUCACCACAGCAGUGGAUCCCGGCCAGAGGCGUUUCUUCUCCACUGCUCUGCAGUUCCUCACCAGUGCUCUGGAUUCUGGCUCUACCCCUGGACCAGCGCAGGUGAGCUCCACCUGGGAGAAGAGCUGGGACGAGGUGGUGGAGCUGUGGCGCCUGAGUCUUCAGGCUUUGGGCGGCUGCGUCCAAGCUCAGCCCUGGCUGGUGCCGCUGAUCAGAGAGGAGGACUGGCUCGCGCACGUCCUCGCCAUGCUGACCCGGUGCAGCGGGCUGCCGGACCAGCACACACUGGAGGCCCUGGAGGAGGCUCUCUGUGCUUUAGCUGGACGAUGCCCAGCCUGCAAACGGGACAUCGAAGAAGCCAUGAAGAGUAACAAGGAGGGGGCUUUGAACUGUAUGAAGAACCUGAGGAAGAUGGCGGGAGGGAAGUGAAGGGCCAUCCACAAGCCUGGUGCUUUCCCAGUUCAAACUGAAACCUAGAUAUUCCAGCACUUGUUGAGACUGUAAAACCUGAGACAUGUGACUGUGUCAACAUGACAAGUGGAGCUCCACUGGGCUGCGAUGUUGAUUCAUGUCAACCUAGAAAAACAGACAACUUGUUUUGUGAUAUUUUUGUCCCCCCUGCCCCUGCUUUUGUCUCUUCAAGAUGUCCAUGACAUAGUGGUGGAAAAAUGUAAAUGCAUUGAUUAAAGAAUUAUUUUUGGAGGCAUCAACGUGCAGGUGGAAGCAGUCCACUUUAGUUUCACCACACAAAAGACCAAACUCAGACAUUUUGAAAUUAUUUAAAACUGUUUCUUUACACCACUGUAUUUACGUUCGUGGGUUACAGAAAAUAUUUCAUUGCUCGUGGAGAAUUCAUACAUAGUCGUCGAUUACAAUGACCGAACAUUGGAUGCUGAAAAGCUUGUCACCACAAGGUGGCGCGACUGACCUUUAUCUUCCGAGUUCCAAACAAGUCCUGAUUUUCCAGACGGUUUUAUGUCGUUAAAAUUACUACCGAUCAUUCCAAAAACCUCCAGACGUGUUAAUUUCGAGUUUUUUUCAUGACUUUUUGGAGAAAAAUGUUGGUCAAGGAACUACAAAAUAUCCUCUUCAGAAGCACGCAGCUGGUAUAUUUAUCUUAAUCUUGUGCUUUUAUAACUAUCAAACUUGCGCCUU